This is a messenger RNA of Suillus fuscotomentosus, 836 nucleotides long. RefSeq lists its product as uncharacterized. Lineage: Eukaryota; Fungi; Basidiomycota; Agaricomycetes; Boletales; Suillaceae. Gene Ontology annotation, cellular component: mitochondrion. The coding region runs from base 272 to 667 and encodes 131 amino acids. Gene Ontology annotation, biological process: mitochondrial respiratory chain complex II assembly. The record is from RefSeq and is a predicted model, not a curated record. The transcript is spliced from 2 exons.
CCUAAAUCCAAAUCAUUGAGCCUGCGAUCGCUGAUCGACCUUUUGUCAAGGUUUUGCCGCCGGUAAGCGGAUCGCUGAACACCAAACCACUUCGCUGGCUACAUACUUGGUCUUCUUUUUCUUCAAAACCCGCCCCUCGGUCACUUGACGUAAAGUACCAACCCACCUGACCAGUACUUGAUCAUCCAGGCCUUGUGUUAAAAUACAGCAGGCGACUACCUAAACUUUGUUGGUAGCCCGGCGUGAGCUUGUUAAACUUUAAGAGACGUUUAUGCCAUCCCGCAUGUCCUUACAUCCCUUUCUUCGGCUCCGUUCGCUGGCUGCCAAGUCAGCCCCACAACAAUGCCUCGUAAUCGGGACGCGGAGAAUGAGUUCAUCCAACUUAAACAGACCUUCUCCUCCUCCCCUUCCACGCGAACUUCAACGAGAGUUCGAAGAACUACAGCGUAGUGCCCAAAUGCCCCUCUCAUCUCCAACCCUCUCGUACGCUGAAACAGAGGCACAAAUGUCGUUACACCCUGACGCUCGUAAACCGUUAACGCCGGAGUUUGAUGGUGAUGUCAAUCCCAGAACUGGCGAACAAGGAGGUCCGAAAAGGGAGCCCGUCAGGAAGUGGAGUGAUGACGGCGGUGACUGGAGUUUCAAAGGGCGUGUCUCUGACUUCUAGUGAGAUCACUUACGACUAGAAUUUUUUUAUCUUAUUUUAAAACUAAAAUCAUGAUGGCAUCUUGGGUUACUCCGGUUUUACUAUCUCAAAGCGCUGGCAGUCUUCUUGCUACCCAAACCAAUCCCUUCUGAAUCUGACCAAUGGAGACUAACAGAAUCCAUGGCUUCCU